Messenger RNA from Hibiscus syriacus, 1322 nucleotides. RefSeq names its product manganese-dependent ADP-ribose/CDP-alcohol diphosphatase-like. The record is from RefSeq and is a predicted model, not a curated record. Gene Ontology annotation, molecular function: ADP-ribose diphosphatase activity; manganese ion binding; CDP-glycerol diphosphatase activity. Lineage: Eukaryota; Viridiplantae; Streptophyta; Magnoliopsida; Malvales; Malvaceae.
CCCACAUGAGGGGACUACCCCCCAAUAAUUCCUUCUUCCAUAUCCAACUUCAUCUCACCAUCUUGACUCACAAUCUCUGCAACCACGAACAUUUAUCAUAGGUUUCGUUGCUCCAUUCAAUUACACCCAGCGAGAACGGGGUAUUCCUUGCAUUCUGUUUCACUUUUUUUACUGCAAAAGAUAUGUAUUUUUUUUAUUUUGUAGAGAGAGAUUACGUUCGAGAUAUACGUCAGGAUUGGAACACACAUGGAGUAAGAAGUGAUUUUCUCAUGGACUUGGCAACCGGAGUAGCAAAUGGGCAAGGCAGGCAUCCUAUAUUUUCCUUCGGUGUUAUUGCUGAUGUUCAGUAUGCUGAUAUCCCUGACGGUCACUCAUUCCUCGGUGUUCGUCGGUAUUAUAGACAUAGUAUUCUUGUUCUACAAAGGGCAGUCAAGAGCUGGAAUGAUUGCAAGAAUCUUAACUUUGUGAUUAACUUUGGAGAUAUUGUUGAUGGGAAGUGUCCCAAGGAUCAAUCUCUAGAUGCUGUGAAGAAAGUAGUAGGCGAGUUUGAAAAUUUUCAUGGUCCAGUAUAUCACAUGAUCGGCAAUCAUUGUCUUUACAAUCUCCCACGGGAUAAGUUACUCCCUUUAUUGAAGAUACCCAAUCAUGGCGGUGGUCAUGCCCACGCGUACUAUGACUUUUCACCAACCCCAGGUUAUAGAUUUGUUGUACUGGAUGGAUAUGAUAUUAGUGCAAUCGGAUGGCCUAUUGACCACCCGAAUACAUUGGAGGCCAUGAAAGUACUGAAUGAAAAAAACCCGAAUUCAAAUAAAAACAGCCCGGAGGGACUGGAAGGUGUUGAUAGAAGGUUCGUUAUGUUCAAUGGAGCAGUUGGAAAGGAGCAGAUGGAAUGGCUCAAUAGUGUACUUCAGGAUGCAACCAAUAUGGAACAGAAAGUUAUUGUAUGUUGUCAUCUGCCAUUAGAUCCAGGUGCAACAAGCAAAACGACGCUUUUAUGGAACUAUGACCAAGUAAUGGAUGUGAUUCACCGGUACGAUUGUGUGAAGGUUUGCCUCUCCGGGCAUAAUCACGAAGGAGGAUAUUCAAUUGAUUCUCAUGGAGUUCAUCACAGGGUUCUUGAUGCUGCUCUGGAGUGUCCUCCUGGUACUGAUGCUUUCGGGUAUAUCGAUGUUUAUGACAACAUGUUAUCGCUUGUUGGCACUGAUCGAUUGGAAAACACCGAUUUUAGUUUCGAUUCUUAAACAAUUUUUUUUAUAGAAGAUCAGUUAAAUUAUUUCAUCAAAAUGUAUGAAGUGUAUGUUACUGUAAUUUGAUCGACUAUU